Molecule: messenger RNA, 1039 nt
Organism: Falco peregrinus (peregrine falcon)
Lineage: Eukaryota; Metazoa; Chordata; Aves; Falconiformes; Falconidae
Gene: HOXA6
Product: homeobox A6
Exons: 2
Coding region: 202-897 (231 amino acids)
Biological process (GO): anterior/posterior pattern specification; regulation of transcription by RNA polymerase II
Cellular component (GO): nucleus
Molecular function (GO): DNA-binding transcription factor activity, RNA polymerase II-specific; RNA polymerase II cis-regulatory region sequence-specific DNA binding
Source: RefSeq, a predicted model, not a curated record
UGGCGGCGCGGUGGCGGCGGCCCCGGGGGAGCGGGCGCCGCGCGCGCUCCCAUUGGCCGCCCCGCCGUCAGCUGCUCCUAUUUUCUGCUGUCGCUUUUGGCGCUCGGCCAUCCAGAAACAAACCACUUCGACGACUCCUAAUAGUUAUCGCCAGAUGUACUAAUACACAACAAAUCACGGUCCGGGAGAGGGGGAGAGCAAAUGAGUUCCUAUUUCGUGAAUCCCACUUUCCCGGGAAGCCUGCCCGGGGGCCAGGACUCUUUCCUCGGGCAGAUCCCCCUUUACCCGGCGGGCUAUGAUGCUCUCAGGCAUUUUCCGGCUUCGUACGGGGCAAGCAGCCUGCAGGACAAGACUUACACCUCACCUUGUUUCUACCAACAGUCCAACACCGUCAUUACUUGCAAUCGGGCUUCCUAUGAGUACGGAGCCUCUUGUUUUUAUUCGGACAAGGAAAUUAGUAGCGCCUCUCCCUCCGGCAGUGGCAAACAGAGGGGGGCCGGGGACUACCUGCACUUUUCUUCCGAUCAACAGUACAAAUCCAGCGGCGUCCAAGCCAAAAUUGUAAAUGACGAAGGCACCGACCGGAAGUACACGAGUCCUGUUUACCCCUGGAUGCAGCGGAUGAACUCCUGCGCUGGUACAGUAUAUGGAACUCAUGGGAGACGAGGGAGGCAAACUUACACCAGAUACCAAACGCUAGAGUUAGAGAAGGAAUUUCAUUUUAACAGAUACUUAACCCGAAGACGACGUAUUGAGAUUGCAAACGCUCUCUGCCUUACUGAACGCCAGAUUAAAAUAUGGUUUCAAAACAGGCGGAUGAAAUGGAAAAAGGAAAACAAAUUCAUAAAUUCCACACCGCCCAGCAGCGAAGAAACAGAGGAAAAGUCAGGGGAGUAGAACCAUGUUUAAUAAACGCUACCAGGCCUUUCCUUAGUGCUUACUAUUACUAUUAUUAUUUACCUUGUGUUCCUUCUGCUACUAAAAUCCUAUAGGUUUUUCACAGUCUAUUAAUUCCCAAAAGGCUUGGUUAAAAGAUGUA